AUGGGUCCAGUAGUUGUCCUGGUGCUGGGUCUCUCCUGUCUGCUUCUCUUUUCAAUAUGGAGACAGAACUCUGGAAGAAAGAAGCUCCCUCCAGGUCCCACUCCUUUCCCAAUUAUUGGAAAUAUACUGCAGGUUGAUAUUAAAGACUUCACUAAGUCUUUAACCAAGUUCUCAAAAGUCUAUGGCCCUGUGUUCACUCUGUAUUUGGGCAUGAAGCCCACUGUGGUGUUGUAUGGAUAUGAAGCAGUGAAGGAAGCUCUGAUUGACCAUGGGGAGGAGUUUUCUGGAAGAGGCCAGUUCCCAUUGAUUGAUAAAUUUACUAAAGGCCUUGGAAUUGUUUUCAGCAAUGGACACACAUGGAGAGAGAUGAGGCGCUUCUCACUCAUGACCUUGCGGAAUUUGGGGGUGGGGAAGAGGAGUAUUGAAGAGCGUGUUCAAGAGGAAGCCCGCUGCCUCGUGGAGGAGUUGAAGAAAACCAAGGGCUCACCCUGUGACCCCACCUUUAUCCUGGGCUGUGCUCCCUGCAAUGUCAUCUGCUCCAUUGUUUUCCAGAAUCGUUUUGAUUAUAAAGACCAGGACUUCCUGAACUUGAUGAAGAAAUUGAAUGAGAAUGUUGAGAUUAUGAGCUCACUAUGGAUACAGAUGCCUAGUGGAUCAGUGGAUAUCCAGGUCCUUAGUGAAAGCUUACAUUUCCCAAAGGUUGGUCUUCCAUUCAGAUAUUUCAGAUUCAUGCUAUUACUGGCUAAAGUGAAGGAAGAGAUUGACAACGUGAUUGGCAGGCACCGCAGCCCCUGCAUGCAGGACAGGAGCCAAAUGCCCUACACAGAUGCUGUGCUGCAUGAGAUCCAGAGAUACAUUGAUCUCCUACCCCUAAGCCUGCUCCAUGCGGUAACCCGUGAUGUUAAGUUCAGAGACUACAUCAUUCCCAAGGGCACAACUGUAUUACCAUCACUGACAUCCAUUCUGCAUGACCACAAGGAAUUCCCCAACCCAGAGAUGUUUGAUCCUGGCCACUUUUUGGAUAAAAAUGGUAACUUUAAGAAAAGUGAUUACUUCAUGCCUUUCUCAACAGGCAAAAGGAUUUGUGCUGGAGAAGGCCUAGCCCGCAUGGAGCUAUUUUUAUUCCUGACCACCAUUUUACAGCACUUCAACCUGAAAUCUCUCGUGGAUCCACAGGACCUCGAUAUCACUCCAGUUCUGAAUGGGCUUGCCUCCUUGCCACCAGCAUACCAGCUGUGCUUCAUUCCAGUGCAAAGAAGAGCUCUGCUGUCUGGCUCCAGCUGUGCAGCAAUCUGCAGUUCCCUCCUCUGA
Messenger RNA from Dipodomys ordii (Ord's kangaroo rat), 1311 nucleotides. Its product is annotated as cytochrome P450 2C26-like. Bases 1 to 1311 code for a protein of 436 amino acids. Gene Ontology annotation, cellular component: intracellular membrane-bounded organelle; cytoplasm. Gene Ontology annotation, biological process: xenobiotic metabolic process. Lineage: Eukaryota; Metazoa; Chordata; Mammalia; Rodentia; Heteromyidae. The record is from RefSeq and is a predicted model, not a curated record. Gene Ontology annotation, molecular function: iron ion binding; heme binding; oxidoreductase activity, acting on paired donors, with incorporation or reduction of molecular oxygen, reduced flavin or flavoprotein as one donor, and incorporation of one atom of oxygen. The transcript is spliced from 8 exons.